AUGGAAGAGGAACUAGAUAAACUAAAAACAGUUCUUCGUUCCCUUGUCGUAUCCUCACCCGUACAAGUAGAUGUACGGGCUUUAUUACGUGAUUAUAAGGAAAUGAUUGGUACUCCACUGCCUAUACAUAAAUUUGGACAUCGCGAUCCCAUGGAAUUUUUAAAAGAGCGAUGUAGUGACUCUUUCUUAUUCCAGGGAACAACAAAUAAUCCAAUUUUAACACUAAUAGUGCCAGAGUCAAUAAAGCAUAUUGAUAGAUUGGUACAGAAACAAAAGUCUCAUAAUACUAAGUAUAAAGGGAAACGAAGAAGUGUUAUGAAAUCAACAGUCACAUCAUUAAAUAGUGAGUCUAACCUUAUUGUUAAGACUUUUCCAAAAAAAUAUGUUGGAAGUGAUACAUCAACUCCAAAAAUUGGGGUCAGCAAUCAAAAUGUUAAUAAUACAAAAGAGAACCCGGGACAGAGCAUGCAUAAUGGAGUGGUUGACAUAACUCUAAAACAAAGGGAACAACAACAUGUAGAACAUGAAAGACCUGUUAGCAACAGUAUUAGAUACACAAGGGGCCAUCACAGUGGAUACAAUCAGCAUGAUUCUGUGUCCACCUGCUCAGAACAUGAUUCAGCAAGAGACACUCUUUCAAGUAGUAGCAGUAGCAAGCAAAUGCAGCUGGAAAAAUUGUUGGAUGAAGUUGCCACCAUUGUUUUGCAGAAUCCAGACGGUCUCUGGGCUACUGACAUAUUGAAGUGUUACAGACAGAGUUACGGCUGCGAGUUGAACUUAAUACGAUUUGGGUACACGAGCAUCGUGAGUCUGCUGCAGCAAGUACCAGGCGUGUCAUCUGCGCAAGUGCUCGGUGGCGAUUGGCGCGUGUGGGCUGGUGACGUCCCGCCUCGCCUUCCGCCCGCGUCGCCUCCUCCGGUGCUGCGCCCACGCACACCCACCCCCGACCCCGACGAUGCGCUGCCCGGUGUCCAGUUUGACCCAGACGUGUUCCCGUCGGACUGUCUGCAUUACACGGAGAGCAUCCCAAGCGCGGAACAAGACGGAGUGCGACCCGGGGACAUGUUAGACGUGCUGAUCGGGGAAGUGUAUUCGCCAUCGCACUUCUGGCUUCUGCGCCUCGGCGAGCAAAACAGUGCCAUGGAAGACAUCAUGGAUGAGAUGAACCGGUACUACGAUGGCGGUGCGGAGGGUGAGCGACGACUGGCAACAGGCGCCGUGCGAAGGGGCCACUAUUGCUCUAGUCGCUACGAGGGCGACUGGCAUCGAUCCCUUAUUGUCAAAGUGAUAGACUGUGACACAGUUAAGGUCCGCCACGUGGACUAUGGGACGGUGGAGCGUGUAGAGUCGCAAGCCUUGCGGCCGAUGCGCCGCGAGUGGGGGAAGCUGCCGGCGCAGGCCGUCCGCGCACGCCUGUCCCGUGUGCAGCCACCCAACGGUGCCCGCCGCUGGCCACAUGGCGCCGCCACUGCUUUUCUAUCACUCGUCGCACAGAAGCCGCUCGUAGCUGCGGUCGCUGCCGUCGACUCCGAGAACAAUGUUCUGGAAGUGGUCCUCGUGGAUACUUUGACGGAUGUAGACGUGUACAUAUCGGACGAAUUAGUGCGCGCCGGACAUGCCGAUCCGCGUUUCACUGUUCCUGUCUUCUCGGAGCCGUACUUGUCACCCUCUUUCGACGCCCUAGAGAAUGGCGACACACUCAACUACGCUGAGAUCAGCGCCUACUUGCGCGACGGCGUCGUGCUCGAUUUCCUCGACGAAUAUCGCCGCCACGUUCCCUCCGCCCUGCCCUCUCCUCCCCCCUCGUCUCCUCCCCCCUCGUCUCCUCCUGCGCAACCCACGCACACCCUCGCUGUGGCUCUAGAGAGCAUGAAUAUGACAGAGACAGUUCCGCAAGAGCAGGAUGUGCCGGUAGGGGAGAUAGAAUUAUGGAACAGAGCGGGAGAGCAUUGGCGGGAGGAAACACAAGCGAACUGGGACCCGUCCCGACCCGUCCCUGGGACGGACUGGCAGAAUAGCGUAGACGCACAUUUGCAAGCACAUUUGUAUUGUUCACAACUAGACAAAGAUGUCGUGAGUAUACCAGUACGUGUAUGCCAAACGUUCAAACAGCUGCACGGAAUAAACCCGCUAAUGGCACUGCAUUACAUAACAAAAGCGAUUGACCUCGCCUCGGCUCCCGUUAAUGUGGCCCCUCCACCUGGUUUCGGCCCUCACCGCUUUUGUCCCUCGCCGCCGGGACUCUAG
Molecule: messenger RNA, 2247 nt
Organism: Pieris macdunnoughi
Lineage: Eukaryota; Metazoa; Arthropoda; Insecta; Lepidoptera; Pieridae
Source: the annotation of a GenBank genome assembly